AUGGCGUUUUCUCGCAAUCCUCUUUUCUCCAUCCAAACAAUCUCUUCUCCUCAAAUCACACUCUCCCCAUUCUCCUUCCUCCCACGUCGCCUCCUCCCCAUCACCGCCCGAUCCCAACGCCGCAGGAGACCUCCGGAUAGGAGAGACAUGUCCUCCAUAGUUUCAAUCCCGGAGCUUCCUCGAAGAAGAGACUCUGAGGAAUCUCUCCUUCUUGAUUCCAGAAUUAGUGUAGCUGAAGGAGAUAAUGUGAAGACGGAUGUUGAAGGAGUUAGAGAUGGUUCUAUUAGAACUCGUAAAGGAAGAAACUUUGGUAGCAGAAAGAAAGUUUUGGGUGUUGAGUUAUCGCCAGAUAAUUUUGCUGUAGCGAUGGUUUAUUUUGUUCAAGGUGUUUUGGGACUCGCUAGGCUCGCUGUUAGUUUCUAUCUUAAAGACGACUUGCAUCUUGAUCCUGCUGAGACAGCUGUGAUAACGGGGCUUUCUUCAUUGCCAUGGCUUGUUAAGCCUCUCUAUGGAUUUAUCAGUGACUCUGUUCCUCUGUUUGGCUACCGAAGGAGGUCGUAUUUAGUUCUCUCAGGACUUCUUGGUGCAUUUUCGUGGAGCUUGAUGGCUGGUUUUGUUGACAGUAAAUAUAGUGCUGCUUCUUGUAUACUUCUUGGUUCCCUCUCUGUCGCCUUUUCUGAUGUUGUAGUAGACUCAAUGGUUGUUGAACGUGCACGUGGCGAGUCACAAAGCGUGUCGGGAUCUCUGCAGUCCUUAUGCUGGGGAUCCUCAGCUUUUGGUGGAAUUGUGAGUUCCUACUUUAGCGGCUCCUUGGUGGAGUCAUAUGGUGUCAGGUUUGUAUUCGGGGUGACAGCUUUACUACCUUUGAUAACUUCAGCAGUUGCUGUUCUCGUCAACGAACAACGUGUGGUCAGACCAGGGCCAAUGCAGAAAGAGAACAUAACCUUGGUCAAUCCUGGCUUUCUUCAGACAUCAAAGCAGAACAUGAUUCAGCUAUGGGGUGCCAUUAAGCAACCUAAUGUUUUUCUUCCAACCUUAUUUAUCUUCUUAUGGCAAGCCACGCCACACUCUGAUUCAGCAAUGUUUUACUUCACAACGAACAAGCUUGGCUUUACUCCGGAGUUUCUAGGAAGAGUUAAACUUGUGACCUCAAUUGCUUCGUUGCUCGGAGUAGGACUGUACAAUGGCUUCCUCAAAACUGUUCCUUUGAGAAAAAUCUUUCUAGUGACAACAGUUUUCGGAACAGGUCUUGGGAUGACUCAGGUUCUCCUCGUGACUGGUUUUAACAGGCAGUUAGGAAUAAGCGACGAGUGGUUUGCAAUAGGAGACUCUCUAAUCCUAACAGUUCUUGCUCAGGCUUCUUUCAUGCCGGUUCUUGUGUUAGCGGCGAGAUUGUGUCCAGAAGGAAUGGAAGCAACUCUCUUUGCUACACUCAUGUCAAUCUCCAAUGGAGGCAGUGUUCUUGGUGGACUUAUGGGGGCAGGUCUGACUCAAGUGUUUGGCAUCACAAGAGACAGUUUUGAUAACCUAUCAACGCUUAUUAUCCUGUGCAAUCUUAGCUCGUUACUCCCUCUGCCUCUACUUGGUCUUUUGCCAAAAGAUUCUCCAGACACUGUUGCUAAGGAUGAUGCAGACAUUGAGAUGAAAUCUAAUUAA
Molecule: messenger RNA, 1656 nt
Organism: Eruca vesicaria subsp. sativa (arugula)
Lineage: Eukaryota; Viridiplantae; Streptophyta; Magnoliopsida; Brassicales; Brassicaceae
Source: the annotation of a GenBank genome assembly